Messenger RNA from Malurus melanocephalus (red-backed fairy wren), 3491 nucleotides. RefSeq names its product zinc finger DHHC-type containing 1 (gene ZDHHC1). Gene Ontology annotation, cellular component: endoplasmic reticulum; Golgi apparatus. NCBI's taxonomy places the organism in Eukaryota, Metazoa, Chordata, Aves, Passeriformes, Maluridae. Bases 132 to 1577 code for a protein of 481 amino acids. The record is from RefSeq and is a predicted model, not a curated record. Gene Ontology annotation, molecular function: protein-cysteine S-palmitoyltransferase activity. The transcript has 11 exons. Gene Ontology annotation, biological process: peptidyl-L-cysteine S-palmitoylation; protein targeting to membrane.
GCGACGGGCCCAGCGGCCCGAGGCCCGCUGUGGCGCCGGGAGCUGCCGUGGAGGCCUCAGCCGGGGUCCCGCGCCCUGCCUGGGCAUGAGGCGGGGCCGGGGCCGCUGUCAACCGCUUCUGCGGGGAGAAGAUGAAUAUCUGCAAUAAACCUAAUAAUAAGAUAGCUCCAGAGGAUUUGGGUGAAGCUGUCCCUGARGUGAAGGUCCAACGUGCUCGAAGAAAUGGCUGGAGCUGGCCCCUGCACCUGUUCCAGAUCAUUGCCUGGCUGCUGUUCCUCUUCUUUGCACUGGUUGGCUUUGGAAUCCUGGUUCCUCUCCUGCCCCGCCACUGGCUGCCUGCUGGUUAUAUCUGUCCAGGAGUGUGUUUUAUCUACCAUUUAGUUGUUCAUCUUACUGCAGUCUCCAUUGAUCCUGCAGAUGCAAAUGUGCGAGAAAAAAACUAUCUGGGGCCUCUGGCCACAUUCAACCGUAACCAGCAUGCACAUGUCAUUGAAAACCAUCACUGCCAUGUCUGUGAUGUAGAUGUGAGUGCCAAGUCAAAGCACUGUGGAACUUGCAACAAGUGUGURUGUGGCUUUGAUCAUCACUGCAAAUGGCUCAACAAUUGUGUGGGAGAGAGGAAUUACUGGCUCUUUYUGAAUAGUGUGCUGUCUGCCAUUCUGGGCCUGGGCCUUCUGCUGCUCGUCGCUUUCUACGUCUUUGUGGAGUUCUUCGUUGACCCCACAGUGCUUCGCUCUGACCAGCACUUCGAUGCUCUGAGGAACCACMUGGACCGCUGGUUUGUGUUUCUUCCUGCAACUCCUGUUGAGACUCAGGCACCUGCCAUUUUGAUCACAGCUGGGAUUUUUAUUCUUCUGAGCCUGGUGACCAUGAUCCUGCUGGGCCACCUCUUGACCUUUCACAUCUAUCUCUUGUGGCACAAGCUGACUACGUACGAGUACAUCCUGCAGCAGCGUCCCCAGCAAGGGCCAGACAAGGCAGACAAGAAACAGGAGUCUGCUUCUUCCCAAGUGAGACCCAGUCAGGAAGCAGACUUAUUGUCAGGUAAUCCUGUCUAUACUGACCCUGGAAUUCAAGUAGAGGAAUUCUCAACAGUAACUUCGGGAAAAAGCUUUCCAAAGCACCAAGAAAGCAACUCCAAGCAAAGCUCAUCCCCUCAGCCUCCAUCUCCUCACUCUGCAACCCCUUCUCAGCAACAGAAGAAAAGAAGAAAGAAGAUGCAGAAGGCUUCUUCAGCAAUGGACAGUGGAUCUAAAGUACCUGCUACACCUUGGCCCUCCUUCCCAGAUCCCCAGUCAGACAAUCCCAGAGGACUCAGGAAGAAGAAUCUGUAUUCAGAGCACAAGGUAAAAAGGAGAAGCUGCCAGCAGGACAGACAUGUGGAACGAGAUCUGGAACUUUUUUGUAAGACUCCUGAUGUGUUUGUAAGUAAGAGCAGUGGAGAACCUCUUGUCCCUCAGCCCCAGCCCAGUGAGAGCACAUCCGAGCCUGACCACAGAAAAUGCACCAGCAAGCAGCAUGUGGGCACACAUGAUCCAUGCUCAAAGGAAAUAAGGACGAGCACCACAGCAGCCUAGGGAUCAUCAUUCCAAAGCCUUGGCCUUUGGGAGCAGCGUUGGUGCUGUGUGGAGGCCUAUGGGACUCACCCCUCACUGCAUGUGCUGUCAGGCUGCAGUGGGACAUUUCUCAUCCUCGACCAAAGGCAAGAGGCUGCAAGGUGGCAAACCUGAGGUAGACUUGUUGCUCAAGAGAGCUCAUGAGCUUUCCCUGGGAAAGGGCCAGCCCCAUCUGGCCCUCUGCACACUGGUACUGGAGUGACUUCCCAGGAGAGUGAGUGUAUGRGGAAGAACAAGGCUGCACUUCUGCCAUUCCCUGCACCCUGAAAGCUGUACUGCCCAUCUGCCUAUAUCCUGUCAGUCUUUGGAUCAUGCUCAGGGGCUUCAGCAGGUGGUCAGGGAGUACCUCAGGAUUGCCCCAUCCCUAUACYGCUUUCCACUGUGCGUCCUCAAGCCAAGUCCUCCACCAGCAUGUUCUCUGUAUGUGGCAGCAUAGUUUGACCUGCYUCCCCUUCCCAGCAAUCUGGGGUGUCCCACACUGCAGCGUUCUCAUCAGAAGUUUUGGAUACAGCAGGUCCUGAAACCUUUCCAAUUCCUGGGCUGCCAGUCCACAGCCAAGCCUGGGGUGUGUGUAGUGCAGGAAAAUCCCACGGCAGACAGUGAGGCACAUGGCCAGUGCCUCGAGCCACAGCACMCUGUGCUGGGGGUGAGCUGCAGAGAGCUGUCUGGGCUGCCAUCCUACAGCACCUGUGCUCUCCCUGCCCUCGUGGCUUCCCCAGGCAGCAUGCCCUGUUCCACAUCCCUGGCUGAGGGCUGAGGCUAGGCUUCCAGCAAGCCCAGAUCUGCCUAGCAGCCAGCUAAUCUCAGAGCCCAGAUAGCAGCUACACACACAUCUCCAUGGGCUUUGCCACCGGCUGUGACAGACACAUGGCUGUGUCUGACGGGAUUUGGCACAGCCCUGAACAGCAGCACUGGCAUGGCUGGAUGCACAUUUCCAGACAAAUCCCCAGCACAGCACACUGCUGUGAACAAACAGGUGUGCCAGGGAAGGAAAGGAAGCCAGGGGAGUCUUCAUCACCCUUCCAAAUGCUUUAUUGCAUGGAAAGCACAACUGACCUUUCCCAGGCUGCGAUGUGUUCAGGUUAGGGAAGGACAGGACAAAGCAGGGUGCUCUGAGAGUCAAGCUAAGCUGUUCACCCCUUGUCUAGCUCAGCCUGUGAGCAUUCCUUGGAACUGGGCCAGAGCAGGACAGGGGAUCUGGGGACAAAGGCUCUUUGGGCACAGCCAAUACAGGACAGGCAGACUGGACUCCCAGCCUUGAUGGGAGAGACUGGCCUCAGGAGAAAGAUUUGGAGGUGUUUUAAAGGGCUGCCUUAUCACUCUUUUGUCUGAUUUUUGCUUCCUGAAGGAACUGGGAUGAAAAGCUUUGACUCUUCAUCAAGCUACACARUCUGUUGAUCAGUAAAAGUGAAGUUUCACAUAGCUGUUGAAGUCAUUUKAUCUCAGUUUGCAGGAUGGGCUGGCCUGUGGUCACACUCCUUGCAGCUUCCCUGGCUGCUGUGGCCAGUGGUACCCGCUGGCAGCAUGACCCUUUGGAAAAGCAGGUGAGUGUGGACCAGCAGAUGGCAAUGGGUGUCUGCAGAGACCASGGCAUUCCUCACCAAUGGGUCCCAGUUAGAGAAAGUCCUUCCUGGUGUUUCUCCUCAUGUCCGCUGUUAUCCAAGGAAACUACAUCCUGCAGCAAUGCUGRGCUUACAGUUUUCCAAGGUCAGCUGUCCCUCCACCAGAAAGCAUUGGUAAUUUCUCUGCAGCAGGUGCCCCUGAGCAGACCUUGUGUGUUUUCUUACRCUGUCCAUGCAGAAUCAAUCCCAAAAUCUCAUAUGGAUCUCUUUAGUAGCUCUGGCCACAAUAAAAUUUUCUAUAUUCUUUGCUAAA